This is a messenger RNA of Amoebophrya sp. A120, 1682 nucleotides long. The record is from the annotation of a GenBank genome assembly. Lineage: Eukaryota; Dinophyceae; Syndiniales; Amoebophryaceae.
CAACUUUGUUGAUGCUAUCUCGUUUGAAUCAAUGGCUGCAAAUCAAUGAGAACAGGAUCUUCAACGGUUGUCCACCCCUCCGCUUUUCCCACCUACGACUUUUGGUUGACUCGAAUGCUGUUCUCGCCCUAAGUUACGCAAAGCGAAAUAAAGGAAGAUAAACAAUUGAGUCUUUUCACUCUUGUUUCGUAGCCCACCCCUACCCCAGACUGAAUUACUGCUUACCUAUGGCUGGAACCGCGAGUAGCAGCAGCAGUGCGCCUGCAGAAAAUGCUGGCGGGCCCUCGGGCGAAUCCCUUUCGCAGCGGUUUUACCGGCUGUACCCCCGCGUGAAAAACGCAAAAGCCAACGGCGGAGCCGACAAAACACUGGCUGCGGAGCUGAAAAAACUCGUGACCGAGGUGGAGAGAAGUAGUGUAUUUUCCGAAAACGAAGAACUAGACGAAUUACUCACUGAGGACUUGAAAUACCUCUUGCUGCCCCAGUUUGUCGGCGAUGUUCUCGCAUCGGACAUGGACAUGGAAACACGAGCAAAAUCUCUGUCCGCAGCCAUCAUCAGCUGGCAGAUGUUUCUCAGUCGCGCCGGCAGAUUCAAUUUGAUCGACGCGGAAGACCAGGACGCAGCCUACGAGGAGGAAAGCAGGGACGCAGCCAGGAUGCGGGAGGCGAAAAUAUCGAGGUAGGAGAGCGUCUUCGCUGACUUUAGUCAUCUUUAGCUAAAUUGCUUUUUUUCAUCAGCUUGGGUUUUGCACGAAAGAGAACCUACUACCGAGUAGGUAUGUGAUGUUGACUUUCAUUGGUAUGCACUGACUUGCACAAUCGUAAAAAAGGUUUCGCCGCGACAAAUCGCUCGAGGAAAAAGUUGAUUACUUUUUUGCUCGCGUCGCAAAAAUGGGCAGUGAGGAGGACGCUUGGACGGGUGGUGGCAUCGAUGAGGACAUGGCGAGGACGUGUAUCCUCAAUAUGCUUCGCCGAGGGGUGCUACACUGCAUCGAGGAGAUCACAGGCGCGAAACGGGAGUUGCCCAUGCUGGAGAUGUUCAGGUAGGUUUUUUUUUGCUUGUCGUAUCUUGUGCCAAGUUGAUCCAUGAAAAUGUCAUGCGUUGAAAAGUUUUCUUCCAAUUGCUAGGAGCACUAAUCUUUUACUUCAACUUCGCAAAACAGCGCACGCAAGAACGCUCCGCCCUCUUUUCAAGGCCCAGACGCCGAGCAGAAAAAGCGUCCGUGGCAGAUAUCCAUUCGCGAUCCUAGCGAACUGAAGAAGCUUUUCCAGGACGCCGUGUUUCAGCCCGAUAUUCCGAUGCCCACCGUAACGCUUGCGGAGUACGCCGAUUACGAAAUGGCGAAGCUGGCCGACCAGAAAUUCGAGAAGGACCAAAAAGUGGUGCAGGAAUUUCAAGAGAAGAACCUGUCGAUCAGCAAUCGCUACGACGACGAUAGCGCGACUGCUGAGUACCGUGCGGAGCGGGAGGAGGAGGACAGAAAGGAGGCAAAGCAGCGAGCUUGGGACGACUGGGUAGAUUUCAAUCCCAAAGGAAGUGGAAAUAAAAACAAAAACACGAGCUAAUGGAGUGAAGUGAUCAUGCUCAUUUCUUUGUUAUUACAGCGACACCGUGUACAUGCAAAAGGCAGUACAGUAAAGCGACAUUUAAACAGCGAAUGCGAAAGGGAGUUGUUUUCUGG